UUUCAGGAAAAUGAUUAUAUAUUUCGCAUUUCUCAUUUUAACAACCAUGCCUUUUGUAUUUUCAAUAAAAUGUCAUUCAUGUCUCACUUAUUGCAAAACAGUUAAUGGAAAGGUGGAUCCGGUCAAUUGCGACUGUAAAUCGCCACCUAAUGAGCAAUGUUCAGCAAAUGCAUGCUUUGCAAAAGUCGAGCUGUUCGCUGACGAAUCAACAGCUAUUGUUCAGAAAGGUUGCAUAUCGGAUUUCCCGUCCGGACAAAGAGGCUGUCAAUAUGCGAGCAAUAUGGAUACAAUACACUGCUUCUGUGAUCAAGACCAAUGUAAUACCAGACAUAAGUUGGGUAGCUACAUUCCGUCGCGCCUUCCAUCCGUCGAAUGCUGUCAUUGCACUUCCCGUCAUGGUGAAGAUUGCGAUUCGGGAUGCUCUACAAAUUGUCGAGGGAACUAUUGUGUUGUGGAUUUUGAUGGAAAAGAGCAGGGAUGCGGGUUGGGAUAUCCACGACUGCCGUCUUUCUUGCGUGUCGAUGAUUAUCUCGACUAUGAAGGAGAUUAUUUGUGCACCAGAUAUGAAUCCAGCGCCUCCAAUGUGAUGAAUGGUUGCGUGUGCACACACCCAUCUGGCUUGUGUAACGAGUUUAACAAAACCUUCAAUUACCAGAAAAAACAUGUGAUUGAGAGAAAGCAUGAAAAUUUACAUUACUGUUACGCUUUGAUGCACAAAGGAUACAAACCAUUCGGACAGGAAGUAUUUAAAAAAUCAUCAACAUGUGAAGGACACUAUUGCUUCAUAUCUCUUACAACAUCUGAAAUUGUUUUAGAAAGUGCUGAUUUUAAACAUAAUUAUGAAGAUCAUGACGAAUUUGUGGGCGCUGCCAGGCCAAGAUUUGAACUUCAAGCAGGAUGUGUCAAAGUUAACGGCAAUGAUAAAGUGCAAAUCGGUUGCACAGUUGAAACGCAGGGGAACAGUUCGGAAGUUCUUGCAAAGCAUUGUAUAUGCGACAGUCAUUUGUGCAAUUUUCACCACUUGGUUCGCGGAACAGAUGACCCACGCCCGAAAGCUGCGAUUCCGGGGGUAAAGCAGACGACGAAUCAGUUGAAUCCAGUCCGAUUGUAUACUUCAAAUAAGGAAAUUGAUGAGAAUGACAUUCUAUCUGUGAUGAAUGGAGUGAGAGAAGCCCAGAGCAUGACAAUUGGAGCAUUUAUUUGGUUAUGCAUCAGAAUAUUUUAGUGAACACUGACUAUCUCAUGAUUUCCCAACUCCCGAUUCAAAUUUUAUACGGUUGAUUUUCUUUCUACAUUUUGUUUCUUCUCAUUUAAAAAAAAAUUUCAAACUAAAACUAUUUCGGACCGGUUCAAAAAGCUACAUUUGUAAAAAAAUGAAACGUUUUUAUUAGAAAA
Messenger RNA from Caenorhabditis elegans, 1395 nucleotides. RefSeq lists its product as uncharacterized. The transcript has 10 exons. The record is from RefSeq and is marked reviewed. The coding region runs from base 11 to 1225 and encodes 404 amino acids. Lineage: Eukaryota; Metazoa; Nematoda; Chromadorea; Rhabditida; Rhabditidae.